AUGGAUUCUGAAACGGCAGCAACCCACGAAGAGAUCUGGGACGACUCGGCCCUCGUCGACUCCUGGAAUGAGGCGUUAGAGGAGUACAAGGUCAGUGAGCGACCGGUUUCGAAACCGCGACAGCUACACGUCACCAAGGUUGGGCUAGAGACGCUGACACAAUCGCAGAAAUACCACAGCAUCCACGCGAAAGGCGGCACAGUCGACGACCUCCCAGACCGCGCAGAUGAAAUGACUCGUGCAAAUGCCGAUGCCAAGCCUGAAACAGGCGAGCUCAACGAACCUAUCGCAGAGGGGGAAGAUGAGGGAGAGGUGGAUGAGACGAUAUCCAUGGACGAGAGCGACGAAACAUCGCACCCGAUAAUCUCGGAUGUCCAGGGCUCCGGGGAGGCGAAAAAGGCUGAUGGGAUGGUUCCUGCGUUAGGGCCAGAGGCAUUUCUGGGGACUGUCCAAGACGGGGAGCUAAAGAAACUCUUGAUGUCGUGGUAUUACGCCGGUAGGUUAGCCUUGUCCCAAACUUCAGUCCCCCGACUAACUGUUACAGGCUACUACACGGGCCUUUACGAGGGGAAACAACAGGGCAGCCAGCAGACAAAAGGAGGAGGCUCUAAAGGACCCUGA
Molecule: messenger RNA, 621 nt
Organism: Chaetomium globosum CBS 148.51
Lineage: Eukaryota; Fungi; Ascomycota; Sordariomycetes; Sordariales; Chaetomiaceae
Exons: 4
Coding region: 1-621 (206 amino acids)
Source: RefSeq, a predicted model, not a curated record